GAUAUCAGUCUUGUUGAGGAGACAAGGUCAACUUGGGGGAGACUCCGAUUCACAGAAUGACUCAUCUUGAGUAUUGCACACACAGACCAGGCCUCUAACCACUCCCCGGGAGCCUGCGUGCCAGCAGCCUGGAACUCAGAGCCUCUCCUGGAGCCUGCACAGUCAAUCCAGACCGAAGCUGAUGUCUUCUAGAGAGACGGAAGUGCAAUCCAGCCAGGGCGCUGCAGGAUUUUGAGAGGCCCGAAUGCCUCCGCGUCCACCAGGGGACCGCUGGGACUAAUUCUCUUGGCAAACUUGUGGCCCACCAAAACUACUAUGCUUCACAUCCCUGUUAUCCUUGGUUACCGCCCAAGAUUGGCUUACAGAAGAGAUGAAAUGUGGUCUGAGGGACGAUAUGACUAUGAAAGACUCCCAAGAGAAAGAGUACCUCCUCGAAAUCACCCCAGUGAUGGCUACCAUAGAGUAGUUAAUAUUGUGCCAAAGAAACCACCACUGCUAGACAGACCUGGUGAAGGAAACUACAAUAGAUAUUACGGUCAUGUUAACCGAGAAUGUGACGAGGGCCGCAGUUUUUCUCAUGAUCGAAGAAGUGGUCCAUCUCACAGAGGAGAUGAGUCUGGCUAUAGGUGGACAAGAGAUGAUCAUUCUGCAAGCCGGCAGCCUGAAUACAGGGACAUGAGAGAUGGCUUUAGAAGAAAAAGUUUCCACUCUUCCCAUUACAUGAGAGACCGGUCUCCUCAUAAAAGAGACACACCGUUUUUCAGAGAAUCACCUGUAGGCCGAAAGGAUUCUCCACACAGCAGAUCUGGCUCCAGUGUCAGCAGUAGAAGUUAUUCUCCAGAAAGAAGCAAAACGUACUCUUUCCAUCAGCCUCAACAGAGAAAGUCCGUGCGUGCUGGUGCCUCCUACAAACGGCAGAAUGAAGGAAAGCCAGAAAGAGGCAAAGAGAGACCUGUUCAGUCUUUGAAAACAUCAAGAGACACUUCACCCUCAAGUUCUUCAGCAGUUCCUUCAUCAAAGGUGUUGGACAAACCCAGUAGGCUAACUGAAAAGGAAUUUGCUGAGGCUGCAAGCAAGUGGGCUGCUGAAAAGCUAGAGAAGGCAGAUGAAAGUAACUUACCUGAAAUUUCUGAAUAUGAGGCAGGAUCCACGGCACCAUUAUUCAUAGACCAACCAGAAGAACCUGAGUCAAAUGCAACAGAUGGCAUAGAAUUAUUCGAAGGCAAUCAGCUAACCAGUCGCUCUAAAGCAAUAGCAUCAAAAACCAAAGAGAUUGAACAGGUUUACCGACAAGACUGUGAAACUUUUGGGAUGGUUGUGAAAAUGCUGAUUGAAAAAGAUCCUUCAUUAGAAAAGUCUAUACAGUUUGCAUUGAGACAGAAUUUACAUGAAAUAGGUGAGCGAUGUGUUGAAGAACUCAAGCAUUUUAUUGCAGAAUAUGACACCUCUAGUCAAGAUUUUGGAGAGCCUUUUUAAAAGAUUACUUGCUCAGGCAAAAAAAAAAUGUUUCUAGAUUUUUUCCUGGAUUGUAUAAAUCCUUAAUAUAUGGAAUUUUUGUGAUGAAGAGAAAUACUUUAUGAUAGUUGACCAUAUUUCCAGUAUCAAAUAAACAUCUAAAAUAGUCUAAGAUAUUUUAAUUAGAAUUUUUUUUUUUUAUCUACAUAUAGAGCCUCCUAACCCCUACUUAACUUUUUUUUUUUCCAUCCUAAAAUGUUGGGUCAAUUAAUUUUUCAAGCUUUCUUGAAAAAGGAGUCCUGGAGAGCAGUUUUCUUUACUUACUCAUAUCCUGUAGUCUUCCACGGUAUGUGAUCAUAUGUUUGGUUAUACUAGUGUAAUUUAUAGGUUAGAGAUCAUUCCGCUUAAACACUUAUAGUCUUUUUACAUUUCAUAAUCAAUGAUACCAUAUGAAAAUGUUAGAAUUCUGAGUUGUGGUUUUAUUGACUUGUUGCUUGCUUAUCUUAGGCUUUGUAGCUUCUAAGGUGUUUAAGUAUAUUAUCCAAAUAAACGAAAUAUCUUAUAGAAUAUUUGCUUUGAGAAUAAUUCUCAUUGUAAUAAAAUAGAGCACUUAAGUCUCUAAAAGACACCUCAUAAUAAAAUCCUGUUUUCCAAGUAAAUGAACUCAAUGUCUUCUAUUAAAAUAAUCCUGAAACUCCUGACUCCCCUAGUCUCACUGAUGUGUGAGUCUAAUCAUAUAGAAGACUAAGAGAAGGGGCAGUUUGAGCUGUUCAAUGAGGACUGUUUUAAAGUUGAGAUUUCUUUAAAACUUUCUAACCAGAAGAGAAAAAUUUAGAAUAUGAGGCUGUAAUGGAGUUUCAUUUUUCCAUAGGCCCAUAUUCCCCAACUCAAGAAAGAAUGUGAUUGAUAACAAAUCCAUCAUUAAAGCAUUUACAGAUGAUCCCUUUGUUAACCUCUGUUUGUAGUCUUAACACACACACUCUUUGUUCUGCUGCUCUUUUUAGGGAUUCAGAGCCCUCUCAAAGUGUUCUUGAAAGAAACAGCAGAGUAAGCCUAGGACAACCACCCUUCACCAAGGAGCCCAUGUAAACGCUCCUUCAUGAGCGAGCCAUCCAAGUCAUGGCUUAGUUAAGAAUCUAACUGGGACGUAUAGGAUAUUCCACUCAUUUCCUGAUCCCUUCCAGCUGCCCAGUGGCAUUUAGCCAACAUAUGUACCUUUGUGCCUGGGUUAGGAACCCUUUAAAGAUCAUGUUUGUUAUUACCACCCAGUUUCAUUAUCCUCCCAUCCUCUUUCCGUUUCCACUCUCUUCUCACUUGAAUUCUGGCAUUAUUUUUAGUGGCCUCUGUUGAUUAAAGAGCAGAUAAAAAGUAUAUUAAAAGUGGAAAGAGCAGUAUAAAUAAUUUUAGUGGAUCCUAUAAAGGGUGCCUCAAAAUAUAUAUUAUGCCAUUCCACAAAUUUAAAAACUAAUUGAAGGCAACAGUUAUUUUCUUAAGUUUCCUAUAUGAGACCACCUUAAAUUUAGAUAUUGUACAUAUGCCAAAACUAAACUCUAUAUAUCAUCUUUGGUAUGCUUCCCUAUUAUAAACAGUGGUUUUACUUGUUAUCCGCUAGAAAGACUAAGAAAGUACUGAUCUUAUUUCCUCCCUGCACCCAGGUUUUUCUUCUUAAAUAUUCUAAUUCCAGGAUUCAUUUCCUCAAGUCAGGAUGUCACAAGAUUAAAAAUAAAACUUGAGACUCAACUGCCUUGAGGCAAAGGAGUUGUUCACUUUGUUGAAAUUCAUUAAAUUGAAAAGUUUUAUUCACAGACGCAUUUAAAUAUAGGUUCAGCAGAUAAUUUCUUCUUUCCCUUUUCCCCAAAUUAUAUUCAACAUUUAGAACUGUUUAUAGCUUGCCAUCAACAUUAUUCUGGUAGGCUUGGCAGUGUUAAAUCUGUCCGUUUUAUUUUUAAAGCUUAAAAUUUUUAAAGUCUAAUUUUAGGAUAGAUGAAUUCAAAUAUGUAUGAGUAUGUAUGUUGCAAAAUGGUCUUGAUUAAAAAAUAUUUGUGAAUUAUCCAUUGUUUUUGAGUAUGCCCCAAUUGAUGUGAUGAAAUUUUCAUUGUCUUACCAUAAAGCCUUGAUGAUCAACAGGGGGAAAGCAGAUAUUGUGAAGCCUUUUUGUGAAUUUUAAAAGUGCAAAAUAAAGCAACCAGAUUUAAAUAA
Molecule: messenger RNA, 3654 nt
Organism: Phacochoerus africanus (Common warthog)
Lineage: Eukaryota; Metazoa; Chordata; Mammalia; Artiodactyla; Suidae
Gene: PPHLN1
Product: periphilin 1
Exons: 11
Coding region: 316-1476 (386 amino acids)
Biological process (GO): negative regulation of gene expression, epigenetic; negative regulation of DNA-templated transcription; protein localization to heterochromatin
Cellular component (GO): nucleoplasm
Source: RefSeq, a predicted model, not a curated record